Messenger RNA from Haemonchus placei, 1437 nucleotides. NCBI's taxonomy places the organism in Eukaryota, Metazoa, Nematoda, Chromadorea, Rhabditida, Trichostrongylidae. The record is from the annotation of a GenBank genome assembly.
AUGGUUCAAUCAUCGCUUGUUGAUCCCGAUACGAUCGAGCAUGGUGAUGAUGCUCAAGUGGUCAUCACGAUUCGCACCUUUUCUAUUAGCUCACCUGCAGCUGCCAGCUGGUCCCUGUUCAAGCUACCGUUCCCAUUUUGGGUGCCAACCAAUGUCCAACAAACCAUGAUGAUUCAAUCGAUUCUACUACAUGGUGGUAAUGCAGUGGAUGCAGCCAUUUCGGCUAUGGUUUGUCUCUCAGCCGCUCUCCCUCAUCGAGGUGGACUUGGAGGAGGAUUCAUGGCUACGAUCUACCGUAAUUCUACCUGCACUAGUAUGAAUUCGAGGGAAACUUGUCCAUCAGCAGCUUCCGAAGCGUACUUCAUAAAUCGUCGUGAUGAAACCGUUGUAGGACCCAAAGCUAUAGCUGUUCCUGGAUUCCUCAGCGGUCUGUACCGAACUUACGAGCGGUUCUCCUCAAAGCAUCUGUCAUGGCGUCAAUUGCUCACUCCCACAAUCGACCUCUGUGUACGUGGGAUUACCGUAUCGGAGAGUUUGUCAAAGGACCUUCUGCAAUUCCAAUCGAUGAUCAAGAACGACCCUCUAACGAGAUCCCAGUUCUUGAACGAAACAACGAGAACAGUCCUAGCCAAGGGCGACAAAAUGCUCUGCCCACAACUCGCCAACUUCCUUUCGGAUCUUUCCGACUCCGAAAAUCCUGUCGAUUACUUUUACCGAGGUGAAGGCUCGACAAGGAUUCUGAAGGCAAUCAAAGACGAAGACGCCUUUCUGACUGCACAAGAUCUUGACGACUUUGAAACUGAACACCAAUAUGGACUGCAAUCUCACGUAGAGGAUACGACACUCUGCGGACCUCAUCCACCGUCGCUGUUUGCUGUUGUACAACUAGCAUGGGAAUCAACAGAGGAGGGAUCGUUUUCUGUCUUGGCAGUUGAUGAGAAAGGAGAUGCCGCAUCGUUUGGUUCAUCUUUGGGCGACAAAUUCGGAUCACGCCAGUUCACGAACCUCGGCUUCUUCAUGAACAACGCCAUGGGAAUGUUCACUUAUGGAGCUCAUCCUGGAUCAUUGGAGUCUCGUAAUGCACCACAAGCAGCUAAGUGUCCACGGACACAAAUGUCUCCAAUGAUUGCAUCAAAGAAAGGCCAGACAUCACUUACUGUAGAGGCAAGGAACCUAUUUGAAGAUUCAUACGAUUUCGAACGAAAAUCGAAUGUGUGGCGUAUCUCACGUGGUGUAGAUCUAUGCCGAAAUGUUUGUUAUGUUACUGAGGUGAAAUUCGUCGCAGGUGGAACAAAUUAUGUUGGAUUGUGCCGAGUGGUUACGGAUGCUUUAUUGAGUACCCGAACGUACGCUUCUCCUAUUUCACCAUUACUGUACAGAAACGAAAAUCGAUUGGAAUUGAGAAGUGGAGACGAGGCGCUAUUGUCGGGUUAUUGA